This is a messenger RNA of Hyaloscypha bicolor E, 1413 nucleotides long. RefSeq names its product family A G protein-coupled receptor-like protein. Gene Ontology annotation, biological process: adenylate cyclase-activating G protein-coupled receptor signaling pathway; cell surface receptor signaling pathway. Lineage: Eukaryota; Fungi; Ascomycota; Leotiomycetes; Helotiales; Hyaloscyphaceae. The record is from RefSeq and is a predicted model, not a curated record. Gene Ontology annotation, cellular component: plasma membrane. The transcript has 3 exons. Bases 1 to 1413 code for a protein of 470 amino acids. Gene Ontology annotation, molecular function: G protein-coupled receptor activity.
AUGUUGGCCGGAGAUAUCACCCCACAUCAGCUGAUCAACUUCAGCAUCCUCGAGCGAGUUGGUUCAGUCUUGUCCUUGGCAGGAUGUUCCUUCAUUGCCAUUACCUUCCUCUUUUCCAAGGCCUUCCACAAGCCAAUCAACCGUCUCGUCUUCUACGCUUCCAUGGGCAAUGUAUUCACAAACAUUGCAACCAUCAUGGCCAGAGCAGCAGUCGAAACAAAGCAUUACAACGGGCCCUUCUGCCAGUUCCAAGCCUUCUUGAUUCAGAUGUUCAUGCCAGCUGAUGCUUACUGGACCUUUGCUAUGGCUUUGAACGUUUUCCUGACCUUCUACUAUAAAUUUGGGGCAGAUCAACUUCGGCGUCUGGAAAAGUACUAUUUCCUGUGCUGCUACGGCUUGCCCUUCAUCCCUGCUCUUACCUACCUUUUCAUAACUACGGAGGAAAAGGGGCAUAUGUAUGGAAACGCCACUCUUUGGUGCUGGGUCUCUAGCGAAUGGGAUAUCUUCCGAAUUGCCACUUUCUAUGGUCCUGUCUGGGUCGUCAUCCUUGGUACAAUCACCAUCUAUGCUCGAGCAGGAAAGGAUAUCUUCAAGAAGAGGCAACAGCUCCGCAAUUUCAGCCAACCACCGCCCGACCCAAUGCCAGUCAUACGCGACCCCUUCAGCUCUGUUAAGACCACCGAAAUUUUCGUGACCUCGGAAUCCGCCGUCAGCUCUUCCGAUGAAAUCGAUCUCAGGCGCCUCAACGACCCAAAGGAGCCAGAUGCAACUGCAAAUCCUUAUGGGAACAUUUGCAACAUCACCACCUCUCCAGGGAAUCCGGGAAGUCAUGGUAAACCUGGGAAUCUUCAAACUCGCUGGUCUUACACCGAGAAGCCACUUCCCGCCCCGGAUCGCAAAGGCUCUAUUCCCGCCUCCGCUUACCAGCCUAAUGCUCCCAAUUCCAACCUUUAUCCAACCCGCCGUUACGCUGCUAUGGAAGCGAACACCGCGAUCUGGUCUUACACGAAGGUUGCUGUUCUCUUUUUCUUUGCCAUGAUGAUCACCUGGAUUCCCUCUUCUGCCAACCGAGUUUACUCUGUUGUUCACCCUGGUCAAGUCUCUCUUCCUCUGGAGUAUGCGUCUUCAUUCGUACUCCCCCUCCAGGGCUUCUGGAACGCACUCAUCUAUGCAAUUACCAGCUUGCCUGCCUGCAAACAAGUCUGGACCAAUCUCAAGGAUCGCAAGCGCUUUAGCGGUGGUGGCCUCCGCACUGUCAUGGCAGCCUUCUCAGCAGAGGGUGAUCGCGAGUACGCUGGAAACAGAGCCCCAGGUGGACGCAAAGGUUUCUGCCAAGACACCGAGUCAAUGACCGAGCUUCAGCAGAGUCGCCCAUCAACCGCCCGUCCUGCGAGCAGGGACGGCCGCUCAUAA